UCGUGGUGCUGAGAGCUAUCACAUGACACCAGGAAAACUUUUUGAACCAAUACGACAGCUAAUGUAAGGACAGCUGCUUCCGUCAGAGGGAGAGGACAGUCAUUUCUCAUUCACUGGGUAGAAAGUUGAGUGAGUGAAGUUUGGAGAGGAGCUGAGGCUGGUCCUGGUGGACAAUGCUAUGGAUACAAUCUGGCAGUACCAGUUUCGGAUUAUCUUGCUGGGAGAUUCCACUGUGGGGAAAUCUUCUCUUCUCAAGCGUUUCACUGAUGGCACUUUCAGUGAGCUGCAGGACCCCACGGUGGGGGUGGAUUUUUACGCCCGGGUGUUGGAGGUAGAGCCGGGCUGUAGGAUCAAAUUGCAGCUGUGGGACACCGCCGGCCAGGAACGCUUCAGGUCAGCCGCAACAACACCCGCGUCUGGAGUCGCCCCCCGAGGGCUGAGAGCGAGAGAAACGCGUGUGGUUUCAGGCGCCUGCAAGUUGCAGCGACUGUUAUAUAGGAGUGGAACAACACUGAUAUUCCUGAGAAUCCCAAGAAGGUGUUUGGUGGUGGGGUGAGAUUCUCCUUAUCCA
Molecule: messenger RNA, 571 nt
Organism: Rhincodon typus (whale shark)
Lineage: Eukaryota; Metazoa; Chordata; Chondrichthyes; Orectolobiformes; Rhincodontidae
Product: ras-related protein Rab-39B-like
Exons: 1
Coding region: 179-556 (125 amino acids)
Molecular function (GO): GTPase activity; GTP binding
Source: RefSeq, a predicted model, not a curated record